Messenger RNA from Vitrella brassicaformis, 2764 nucleotides. NCBI's taxonomy places the organism in Eukaryota, Vitrellaceae. The record is from the annotation of a GenBank genome assembly.
GGCGUAUAUAUUUCCCAGUUCAGUGACGAUGCCGCGGCUGUGUGUGGCCCUCUUCCUCCUUGCAUCGGCUGCCUUCGCCGCAAUCGACUUCCUCCCCACUGCCGAUCAGAACGGUAAGCCACGCGGUGUUCUCUCUUGACAACAUCCUUGUUGAGCCUUGUGCUUUCUCAGGUGUCAGUGACCAUGAGGUCUGUAUUAUCGGCGCCGGCCCCUCAGGCGUGGGCGCGGCUCACCACCUCGUGCAAAAGGGCUACUCCAACAUCCUGAUGCUGGAAAAGCUCGACAGAAUCGGCGGCAAAUGCAGGGACAUCGAGCGAGUGGACAACGCGAACGGAAAGCCCGUCAACCGCACCUACCCCCUCGGUCAAAUUGUCAUCAUACGGGACUACGAAGAGAUCCGCGAGCUCGCCGACAUCUACGGUCAGAAAUUCGAACUGUUCGCGUUGGGUGUGCCGCAAGACUUCUACGUCGACUUCAACGCCAAACCGCUGUUCACCCCUGCUCCACCCUCAUGGCCCACCAUCGCCAGCUUCAGCCCCCUCGAACUCAACAGCAUCGAGGACAUCGAGGAGAUCACGGUGGCCCUCACCGCCGCUACGGCGUAUACGGCCAUAUGGAAGUCUUACGUCGCCAUUGACGAGAAGACCGGCGAGCCGGAUCCAAAGCGACCUCUCGGCGAUGAGCCGACUCUUUCAUCCAUCGACUUCGACCGCUACCCAGAGCUUGCCGACCCGGCCAACAAGUUCAUUGCAGACCGCUUCACAGAGUACGGCCUCGGUCCGAAGCACAUCGAGUUCAUGCAGAGAGCCCAAUUCCCGCUGGAAGCGUCCGGCUACCUUUCUGCCGAUUUCACUCCGAUGGCGUAUUUCUUCAAGGCCUUCACGCCACCUCUGCUGGUGGAGGGUGUAUUGGGCACCAUUCAAAGAAUAGUCGGAGGCUGUACAGCGCUUCUGGAGGCCAUGGUGGACACGCUGUCUGCCAAGGGAAAGCUAGAGGUCUUGCUCAGUGCGGAGAUCGUCAACACUGUGCGAGAGCCCGAUCAGCCGUCACUGGUCCAGCUGUCGGACGGCACUGAAAGAACCUGCGAUCGGAUCAUCGUAGCGUUUCCUCAGAUCACGGCGGACAUGCAGUUUUUGGACUUGGACGAGGAGGAGAGCGAUGUGUUCGGGAGAGUUUUCAUCGCGCCAUACGCCUCCACGCUUCUGGACUUCUCGUACGAGAAAAUGCCCAAUACCAAGAGCUCCAGGCUAUAUGGCAAUCUCGAUACGUCGGUCGAGCCUCACGCUUAUCGAUCAGUCGUCGGUAAAGGCCAGCCGGCGGUGAUAGCCGCACCUUACGGUUCGCAGGCAGGAGCCGGCCUUCUGAUCUACCAGAGUUAUGAUCGACAGCAGGGACUUUGGAACGAGACGCUUAAGCAGGACAGCGUGCAGAUCGUGACGGACAUGUUCUUCGACGGCGAUGCGAGUGAGUACAAGGCCAACUUGACCGAAGUCGACUUUUGGACCUACGUGAGUAUUCAUUCAAAGGGAGAGGGACCCCAUCAUCUGUUCACACUUUGUAUCCUUCCUGCAUGCAGUUUCCCCACGUGAGUGGCGAAGAGAUGCGGGCGGGCUUCUACCAACGGCUGGAGGCGCUGCAGGGCAACAGGAAGACCUACUUCACAGGCGGGCUGUGCAACUUCGACACCCUCGAGCUUUCCAUGCUCUACAGCCGACACCUGGUUAAGACAUACUUCUGAGUUUGCAUGACAGCGCCCACUCGCUACCAGAGAAAAGGUACGCAUGCUCACACACACACACACACACACACUCAUAUAGAUCCGUGUCUCACAUACUUGUCAUCUGUCUCUCUCUCUCUGCGCCUGUGUGUAUGGGGUAGAUUUGGAGUUUUAUGACAUCAUUCUUGAUCCAGAUGAGACAGAGGGCGUUUUGCUCCGGCCAGAUGUGUGUGUGUGUGUGUGUGUGUGUGUGAGCAGCCCCCCGAUAGGGGACGCUCGAUUUAGUUGCGCACCGACACAGGAUUGGGAGCCUCUUUUGAGGCCCCGCAACUCCUGUGCCGGGGACCAGGGCGGUCAUGCCGGCAGUUCCCUGGAUUUGUUCGGGAGGGGGGGGCCCCCCUGGAUGGAGGGCGAUGGUUUGCAUGCAUAGCAUGCUGCCGGUGCCCAACCACCCUUGUUCUGCUUUGUUUUCUUGGUUGUGUCUCUUUCGUUCUCAUGUCUCUUGUUUGUCUGCCUCGUGUCUCAUGUUUGCCUGUCUUUUCGGGGUGUUUUUCCGUGCAUGUGUCUGUGAUCGUCCUUCCUGCCUUCUGUUUGUUUUCUUUACCUCAGUCCUUGUUUGUUUGUUUGUUUGUUUGUUUGUUCACAAGACAUUCUCACUUCAACCGUUCUCAUGCGGCCCCCUCAUGGCUUGCCUGUCCAUUAUGGUGUGGGUUUGGUUGGUGCUGAAGGCCUACCUGUUUGAUAGAGGUGCUGACCGGGCUGGACCGCGGAUGUGUGUGUGAUACCCCGCCACCGUUCGUGUGGCUGCAGACACACAGGGAUGGCUCUGGUCGGUCUUUCUUUAAAGCUUUCGUGCACCCCUUUUUUACCUCUCUGCGUACGUACACCUGUGUGUGGGUGUGUGCGGGUGUGUGUGGGUGUGUGCGUGUAUACAUGUGGUCAACAUGUGUGCACGCACUUCUCUCUCUGUUUCUGGCCCAUGUGUCUCUCUCGGUGCCACUUCGUGUGUGUCAGUAUGUAUGAUGCAUGUGCAUAGCUCUUGAUGUG